GGGAAGCUCUAGUGCUGUAUGGCUGAAGAGGAGGUGAGGCUGAAGGCUCGCUCCCACUCCGUCAGGAUCUCACGUUGGUGGGCCUUGCUGGAGCGGGUGGGGGGCUUGGGGACGGAGACCAGCCCUGCUCACGCUACCCAAAAUCAGACACCAAGACGACCUGUGAAGAAGCUCCAUGAAGGUGACCAGCCAUGCAAUGUUCCUGGAAGGCUGUCCUCCUACUAGCCUUGGCAUCCAUUGCGAUCCAGUACACAGCAAUCCGGACCUUCACUGCCAAGUCCUUCCACAGCUGCCCCAUUCCCAACCCCGUGAACUGCAGCCUGAGCCAGGACACCGAUGCGGCCGACAGGCUGUGCGACGAGAGCCCCACUUUCUCGUACAACCUCUCCAGGAAGACGCACGUCCUCAUCCUCGCUACCACCCGCAGCGGCUCCUCGUUCGUUGGGCAGCUGUUUAACCAGCACUUCGAUGUCUUCUAUUUAUUUGAGCCCCUCUACCACGUCCAGUACACCCUGAUCCCAAAGCUGACACAGAGCAAGAGUACGACGGACAGGCGGGUCAUGCUGGGGGCCAGCCGAGACCUGCUGAGGAGCCUGUACGACUGCGACCUCUACUUCUUGGAGAACUACAUCAAACCCCAGCCCGUCAACCACACCACCGACCGCCUCUUCCGCAGGGGAGCCAGCAAGGCCCUGUGCUCGCCGCCCGUCUGCGAGUCCCUGGGAGCUGUCGACCUCCACCUGGAGGAGGGAGACUGCGUGAAGAAGUGCGGUACCUUGAACCUGACGCUGGCCACCGAGUCCUGCAGAGAGCACGGGCACGUGGCCAUCAAAACCGUGCGGGUGCCCGAGGUCAGCGACCUCCGGGCCCUGGUGGAGGACCCGCGGCUGAACUUGAAGGUCAUCCAGCUGGUGAGGGACCCCCGGGGGAUCCUGGCGUCCCGGAGCGAGACCUUCCGGGACACCUACAGGCUGUGGAGGAUCUGGGACGGCACCGGCAGGAAGCCGUACAACCUGGACGUGACCCAGCUCACCACGGUGUGCGAGGACUUCUGGAACUCCGUGUCCACCGGCCUCAACCGGCCGCCGUGGCUCAAGGGCAAGUACAUGCUGGUGCGGUACGAAGACCUGGCCAGGAACCCCAUGAAAAAGACCGAGGAGAUCUACGAUUUCCUGGGCAUCCCCAUGGACAGCAACGUCGAGCGCUGGAUACAGAACAACACCCGAGGAGACAGGUCCUCCUCCAAACACAAGUACGGGACGGUGCGCAACUCGGCGGCGACGGCGGAGAAGUGGCGGUUCCGGCUCUCCUACGAGAUCGUGGCGUUCACCCAGCACGCCUGCCAGCAGGUGCUGGCACAGCUCGGCUACAAAACUGCCGGCUCCGAGGAGGAGCUGAAGAACCUCUCCAUCAGCCUGGUGGAGGAGAGAGACUUCCUGCCCUUCUCCUAAGGCAGCCCCAGGGGGGCCCGGUUUUGAUACGGACUAUUUCUAACUGUUGCCUUAUUUUAUUUUCUUUCGUUUUGUUCCCCCCCCCCACCUCUUUCUCUCUCUUGUCUUUUUCUCUCCAAAAUUUGCACUAAACCUUGAGCGGGAAUCUCAACAGCUGAGUCCAGGGGAAGUGAUUGCUGCCCCUCAAUACGUUUCGGACGCAAGAGGAGUUGGGUCUCUCCAAGCAAGAGCUAGAACUGUGGAUGGGUAACAAUGUUUACAAAACACACAAAAUGUAUAAAGCAACCUUCAAGCUUUCCAAACCGAAGGGUACCUGGGGUACUGUACUUUUGCACUGUUUACUUUUACAAUGUAAGAGGUAAAUAUAAAUCUAAUUUAUGAAUUGUGUCAUCCCCUCCAGAAUAACUCCCCUAGCCCCUGAUGAGCAGGUUAGACUGGAAGCUGAACGUGGAACGACCUCCUCAUUUUUGAUCUCGGUGCGACAUGUCUGUCUGUUUAAGUCCUGUUAUUGGGCUGGGCAGUUCGUCAGCUGCUCAUACAUGGUUGUUUGGUAACACCUGUGAGAUUUCUUUGUGCCAAAAACCCACAAAAGAGAAAAAAAAAAAAAAAAAGGGAAAAAAAGUGUUUGGGUGGUUUGGUAAAAGCCCAACACAUUUAAUGCUUUAUUUCUGUGUUUUCUGUAAAUAAAAGUGCAAUAAAAGUGACCUGGGGGUGAGCUUCAA
Molecule: messenger RNA, 2173 nt
Organism: Harpia harpyja (harpy eagle)
Lineage: Eukaryota; Metazoa; Chordata; Aves; Accipitriformes; Accipitridae
Gene: CHST1
Product: carbohydrate sulfotransferase 1
Exons: 2
Coding region: 192-1451 (419 amino acids)
Biological process (GO): N-acetylglucosamine metabolic process; carbohydrate metabolic process; keratan sulfate proteoglycan metabolic process
Cellular component (GO): Golgi membrane
Molecular function (GO): N-acetylglucosamine 6-O-sulfotransferase activity; keratan sulfotransferase activity
Source: RefSeq, a predicted model, not a curated record